GAGAGUGAGAGACUUGAGAGUGAAGUAGGAGCUUCUUCUGGAUAUCUAAGUUAUGAACGGACGGUCCUGAUAAUAUUUAGAAAUUUCAUCAAAGAAGAUUUUUACUAUUUACUUGGAAAGUGAAAAGUAUUCAAUUAUUUACUGCUUGCAAAAACAAUUCAGUUUUCUUCGUUAGUAUCAAAUUCGUCGACUGUUUGGACUCGUUAAGAAAUUGAUAUUCCGCCGGUCAUGGAUGGAUAUUCUUUUGGAUUAAAACCUAAUUACCACUAGCUAAAUUGAGAAAAUUCAGAAUUUCAUUUUUCAAGUGGAGAAACGAUGAUCAAAAUGAGAUUCCAGGGGAAAGUGGCGAUAAUUACAGCUUCAACACAAGGUAUUGGGAUGAGCAUAGCAGAACGACUUGGUUUAGAUGGAGCUUCUGUUGUCAUCUCAUCUCGUAAACAGAAAAAUGUAGACGAAGCAGUAGAGAAGCUAAAAUCUAGAGGUAUUGAAGUUUUAGGGGUUGUAUGUCAUGUGUCAAACGCUCAACAUAGAAAGAAUCUCAUUGACAGGACUCUUCAGAAAUAUGGAAAAAUAGAUAUUCUUGUAUCAAAUGCCGCAGCGAAUCCAUCUGCAGAUCCCAUGUUGAGAACUCAAGAAACUCUUCUUGACAAGCUCUGGGAGGUUAACGUUAAGGCAUCUAUACUUAUCUUGCAGGAUGCAGCACCUCAUUUGCGGAAAGGAUCAUCAGUUGUGUUUAUUUCUUCAAUUUCAGCGUACCGGCCUCCUUUGUCUAUGGGCAUGUACGGAGUGACUAAAACUGCUCUUCUAGGGCUGACCAAGGCUCUAGCGGUCGAGAUGUCCCCAAAUACCCGAGUGAAUGCUGUUGUUCCAGGAGUAAUACCCACAAACUUUGCUGACCACCUCAUAAAGGAUGAAUCUGCUAGAAAGGCUGCCGAGAGAGCCACAUUACUUGAUAGGCUCGGCACGACAGAAGAGAUUGCUGCAGCAGCAGCAUUUUUGGCAUCGGAUGAAGCUUCUUACAUCACUGGAGAGAUUCUGGUGGUGGCAGGAGGAAUGCUGUCAAGACUUUGAUGCACUUUCAUAUUUUAAAUGAGAAACUCUACUUCAUGAUUUUAAAGCUAUAUACUGUUCUGCUAAGCGAACUCUUAUUCGGUCAUGAACAAGAUCUGGUCUCCUGAACUAAAUAAAAUUGGUUACCUGAGUAAGUGGACUGGUAAGAAUAUAUGCUGUUCCAAAAAGAAAAAGAUGGAAACUGCAUUUUGAUCUUUGUGUAGCAAACUUAUCUUCAAAGUGUGUUUAACAAAUGGAAACGAACCAUUUUCUUGCUUCCUGCGUAAUUCCAUCUAUGGACAUGUAUUAGAAAAGGAGAAGAUUUUGAGUAUUUUCUAUACUUGACAAAAGAGACAAUUGA
Papaver somniferum (opium poppy) is the source of this 1411-nucleotide messenger RNA. Its product is annotated as tropinone reductase-like 3. The coding region runs from base 316 to 1071 and encodes 251 amino acids. Gene Ontology annotation, molecular function: oxidoreductase activity. The transcript is spliced from 6 exons. Lineage: Eukaryota; Viridiplantae; Streptophyta; Magnoliopsida; Ranunculales; Papaveraceae. The record is from RefSeq and is a predicted model, not a curated record.